Messenger RNA from Jaculus jaculus (lesser Egyptian jerboa), 422 nucleotides. RefSeq names its product cytochrome c oxidase copper chaperone. The transcript has 3 exons. Gene Ontology annotation, biological process: mitochondrial respiratory chain complex IV assembly. The record is from RefSeq and is a predicted model, not a curated record. Gene Ontology annotation, cellular component: mitochondrial intermembrane space. Lineage: Eukaryota; Metazoa; Chordata; Mammalia; Rodentia; Dipodidae. Bases 85 to 276 code for a protein of 63 amino acids. Gene Ontology annotation, molecular function: copper chaperone activity; copper ion binding.
CUGUUCCUAGCGGCGCUGUUGCGGAAGUGGCCGCGGACGCGGUUCGGUGUUUUCCUGAGCUCGGAGCUGCUGUCGGCGGGAAGGAUGCCGGGUCUGGCGGCCGCGAGCCCUGCGCCGAGCGAGGCCCCGGAGAAGAAGCCGCUGAAGCCCUGCUGCGCCUGCCCGGAGACCAAGAAGGCUCGCGAUGCGUGCAUCAUUGAGAAAGGAGAAGAACACUGUGGACAUCUGAUUGAGGCCCACAAAGAGUGCAUGCGAGCCCUGGGGUUUAAGAUAUGACAUGGUGGCCUACUCUGCGAAUGAAUAAUCCCUGAAGAAUGAAGAAGAUUAAAUCUUUUGGAAGUUCUUUGAUUAUCUUUGAUAAGUAGAUAAAGUAUUUAUUAUUUAUUUUAAAAGAGAAAAUAAAAAAAUGCCCUAUUCCAUGA